AGUGACAAACACAGGAAGCCCAGUACAGUACAAAAGGGGUUCGAGUCCAACAUGGCGACCAAGAAAGUCGACUUUCGUCGCUUAAAAGAAGAACGCGAAUCGCAGAAGAAAAAGAGGAAAAUCGAGUCUCCUUUAGCUAAGUAUAAUAGCGCUGGCCAGCUAUUCUGUGUAUUAUGCAAUGCGCCGAUAAAGAGUGAUCUUGUUUGGCCAGCUCAUGUCCAAAGCAAAAAACACAGAGAGAACAUUGCUGCUCUGAAGAACAAAAACACAAAACCAAGCCCAGAUAAUGAUAAAGUUGCAAAACCAAAAACUGUGGAAAGUAAAAACCAAUUUGUCAAGCCAUCUAUACCUGACAAAAUAGAAAAACGAAAAAUCAAUGAGGCCAAUGAAGAUGACAUAAUCCCACCCAAAAGAAGCAAAGUGCCAGAAAAAACAGAAUCAUCAACAAGCCUUCCUGCUGAUUUCUUUGACAACCAAUCUGAUGUGGGACCUGCACAGAUAAGAACAGAGACAGAUCACAAAACUACCACAGCAUCUGGCCUUCCCUCAGCAGAUUUUUUUGAGAACCAGCCAGAGACUACACAAGAGUCUGAUCGCAAACAAUCCAGUAACAGCAAGCCAUCUGAAGAUCUUCCAGAAGGAUUUUUCGAUGAUCCAAAGCUUGACGCUAAGGCUCGCAAAGUAGAAUACAAAGAUCCUCAGGAUGAGGAAUGGGAAAAAUUUCAGAAAGCAAUACAGAUGGAGAACCAGGUAUCUGAGGCGCUUGUCGAAGAAGAUGACGAGGUUGCGCGCAUAGAUCGCCAACUCACCGAGCUCAACGAACAGAGGCAGUACUUCCUUCGUGCGCAUACUCUCCGUGAUAAACAAGACGUUAUAAGAACCGCUGUAAGCGAGGAGGCCAAGCAGCGCCGGGAACAAAAAGACGAGGAAGAUAGUACGAGUACGGACAGCGAGGAUUUCGAGGAGUUUUUCGAUUGGCGGGCAAAGAGAGUAAUAUGAGCUUUAUUCCAUGGCGGGCAAAGAGAGUAAUAUGAGCUUUAUUCCAUGGCGGGCAAAGAGAGUGAUAUAAGGUUUAGUCCGUGGCGGGCAAAGAGAAUGAUAUGAGGUUUAUUCCAUGGGAGCAGAACGUUCUGCUUCAUGAAGACUUACUUGAUGGCGCCGGAUUAAGGUAGAGCUGCGGGCCAAACUAGAAGGCGAUGAUGUGGUGAACUCUCAUACUCAACAAAGAAGUCAGUAAACGUUUAUGUCUAGGUUUCUAAAGUUUAGACACUUUUACGGGGUCAAUAUGAAUGGACAAAUUCAUUGGAAGUUCCAGAGCCAUUAGGCGCCGCAGAACGUACUAUGCUUGAGAGGCGCGCAGACACCCUCGACCAUCCUUAGGCGCGCAGACACCCUCGACCAUCCUUAGGCGCGCAGACACCCUCGACCAUCCUUAGGCGCGCAGACACCCUCGACCAUCCUUAGGCGCGCAGACACCCUCGACCAUCCUUAGGCGCGCAGACACCCUCGACCAUCCUUAGGCGCGCAGACACCCUCGACCAUCCUUAGGCGCGCAGACACCCUCGACCAUCCUUAGGCGCGCAGACACCCUCGACCAUCCUUAGGCGCGCAGACACCCUCGACCAUCCUUAGGCGCGCAGACACCCUCGACCAUCCUUAGGUGCCCAGACACCCUCGACCAUCCUUAGGCGCCCAGACACCCUCGACCAUCCUUAGGCACCCAGACACCCUCGACCAUCCUUAGGCACCCAGACACCCUCGACCAUCCUUAGGGGCCACCACACCCUUGACCAUCCUUAGGUGCCCAGACACCCUCGACCACCCUUAGGGGCCCACACACCCUCGACCAUCCUUAGGUGCCCAGACACCCUCGACCAUCCUUAUUCGCUCAAAAACCCUCGAACAUCCUUAGGUGCCCAGACGCCCUCGAACAUCCUCAGGCACCCAGACACCCUCGAACAUCCUUAGGCGCCCAGACACAUUCGACCAUUCUUAGGUUCCCAGACACCCUCGAACAUCCUUAGGCGCCCAGACACCCUCGACCAUUCUUAGGUGCCCAGACACCCUCGACCAUCCUUUUGUUUUUGUUUCCGCUCUGCUUGUACCAGCUUGUAUUCUUGUCGUAUCCUUGUUGUAUCCUUGUCGUGUCUCUAUAUUUGUGUUUUUCUCGUACAUUCUUGCUUAUGCACACAGUCUCCAGAUCUCCAAACUAGGAUUUUUCCCUAACAUUUAAGUGCACCCUAGCCCGUUUAGCUCUCAAGCUAUUCUAGGGUGCCCGCACCGAAGUAUUGUCCCCCCUUGGUAUGCAACUCUAGGUUUUUUUUUCUCCUCUCCCUCUCAAUAAAUAUAUGAAUAUAAAAAAAAAAGCAAAAAAACCCAACCUAUGUAACACUUAAUUUUGUGUGCAAAUAAAAGAUGUUUGUUGUUUAGGCGCCCAGACACCCUCGACCAUUUUUAGGUGCCCAGACACCCUCGACCAUCCUUUGGGGCCCACACACCCUUGACCAUCCUUAGGUGCCCAGACACCCUCGAUCAUCCUUAGGUGCCCAGACACCCUCGACCAUCCUUAGGCGCUCAGAAACCCUUUAGGUGCGCAGACACCCUCGACCAUCCUUAGGCGCUCAGAAACUCGAUUAUCCUUAGGACAAUCUAGAUUCUGCUUACUAAAGGUUGUCAACGCUAAUAACGGAAGUCUCAAUCGCUUCGUCUUUGGCUGGUCACCCUAUGUGCUAAAGUACCAGAACAGCUGCGCCUCUGGUUAGCCUACUUUUUGUAAAGAUUAGAAAGAUGUCUUGGACGCUUGAAGUGAUAAACGAUUGAUUCGUAAGACUCGUGGUAUUAAUCAAAAGCGUAAAAUAGCGCUCUGGUUGGCUUUCUUUAUAAUUGCAAUAACGUGUCUUUUUGUAUUUUGUCAUUGUACAUACAGUAAUGCCUCUGUUAAGUGGCCAUCCAUGGGAACGAGUAUUAGUAGCCACUCGAUAGAAUUUUGCCGCUUAAUGAAGAUUCGCCAGAUAAGAGCUUUCUGCUGUAUCAACCAUAUUAUCUUGGCAAUUUUUACCGAAGCGUGCUUCAGUGCAAUAAACGGAUUUUCUGGCCGCUUUAUAAUGGUUAAGGGAUAACAAUUAUGGCCAUUCAAUGGUGGCCGCUUGAUAGAGGUAUUAGAUACGGUGAUUUAGUUGCCCAUUUCGGGGACUGGAAAGUCGCCGAAAAGGUGAUAGCCAUUGUACAUGCGACCAAUGUUAUAACUCAGCAGGUGAGUGUUAUUUGUAAGGCGUGUAACAACAGACAUUUGUAGUGUAACAUAAUUUUGUCAUUAAACGUAUACAACAAGUUA
Nematostella vectensis (starlet sea anemone) is the source of this 3334-nucleotide messenger RNA. Its product is annotated as zinc finger protein 830. The transcript is spliced from 12 exons. The record is from RefSeq and is a predicted model, not a curated record. Gene Ontology annotation, molecular function: nucleic acid binding; zinc ion binding. Bases 52 to 999 code for a protein of 315 amino acids. NCBI's taxonomy places the organism in Eukaryota, Metazoa, Cnidaria, Anthozoa, Actiniaria, Edwardsiidae. Gene Ontology annotation, biological process: nuclear DNA replication; mitotic DNA replication checkpoint signaling; mitotic DNA damage checkpoint signaling. Gene Ontology annotation, cellular component: spliceosomal complex; nucleus.